Mytilinidion resinicola is the source of this 2824-nucleotide messenger RNA. Its product is annotated as ubiquitin binding protein. Lineage: Eukaryota; Fungi; Ascomycota; Dothideomycetes; Mytilinidiales; Mytilinidiaceae. Bases 1 to 2361 code for a protein of 786 amino acids. The record is from RefSeq and is a predicted model, not a curated record. Gene Ontology annotation, biological process: protein targeting to vacuole; protein transport to vacuole involved in ubiquitin-dependent protein catabolic process via the multivesicular body sorting pathway. The transcript is spliced from 5 exons. Gene Ontology annotation, cellular component: ESCRT-0 complex. Gene Ontology annotation, molecular function: metal ion binding; phosphatidylinositol-3-phosphate binding; ubiquitin binding.
AUGGCGGGCUGGUUUGCGUCCUCCAACUCCGCCCUCGAUGAGCAGAUCGAGCGCGCGACCUCUUCGAGCUUAGAGGAUAUCGCCUUGAACCUCGAGAUAUCCGACAUUAUUCGAUCCAAGACUGUGCAGCCUAAAGAGGCUAUGCGGUCUCUCAAACGACGAAUAGGCCACAAGAACCCAAACUUUCAGAUCGCGGCCCUCAAUCUCACAGAUACCUGCGUCAAGAACGGCGGUUCUCAUUUCAUGGCCGAGAUCGCAUCCCGGGAGUUCAUGGACAACCUGACCUCAAUACUCAAAGCCUACGGAGCAGCAGAGCCGAACCAGGACGUGAAGAACAAGAUUCUGGAGCUCAUACAAUCGUGGGCCACAGCUGCCGAGGGGCGGAGUAACCUCAUCUACAUCAACGAAGUCUACCGGACAUUGCAGCGCGAGGGCUAUAAGUUCCCACCAAAGGCAGAUAUUGCCAGCAGUAUGUUUGAUAGUAGUGCGCCUCCGGAAUGGACAGACUCUGACGUCUGUAUGCGAUGUCGAACCGCUUUCACCUUCACAAAUCGGAAACAUCACUGUAGGAACUGCGGCAACGUCUUUUGUGGGGCUUGUUCAAGCAAGAGCUUGCCGCUACCACAUCUGGGGAUUAUGGAGCCUGUACGGGUGGACGAUGGCUGCUAUGCGAAGUUGACGGAUAAGUCUCGCGGCACUCCAGUACCGAAAGGCUUUGAUGCCAGCAAGCCGGCGAAGACACUCUAUCAAGGCUCGAUGGAACCGCGAAGCGCCCGGGUGGAGGACAGCUUCGAUGCCGAUCUAAAGAAGGCGCUUGAGAUGAGUCUGGAAGAGGUCAAUGGACACCAGAAGGGAUACGUUCCGCAGGCACAACUACAGCAACAGAAUAAGGCCCCUCCAAUAAACGGAACCACCAAACCAACUCCUCAGGCUCAACCCCAAGCCGAAGAAGAAGAGGACGAAGAACUCAAGGCCGCGAUUGCUGCAUCUCUAGCGGAUAUGGAGGAGCAGAAAAAAAAGCAUGCAUUGGCACUAAAGCAGCAAUCAUCUGCGUCAAACGGACUUCCGACAGUUGCGCCUAAGAACGACUUCGAGCUUACCCCUAUGGAAGCGGAAAACAUUAAUCUCUUUUCUACACUUGUUGACCGGUUACAACAUCAGCCUCCAGGCACCAUAUUGCGGGAACCACAGAUCCAAGAACUAUAUGAGGGCAUUGGGAAGCUUAGACCCAAGCUAGCGAGAACCUAUGGCGAGACAAUGAGCAAGCACGACACUCUUCUGGACCUUCACGCUAAACUUUCUACUGUUGUCCGCUACUAUGACCGGAUGCUUGAGGAGCGGCUCUCCAAUACAUAUGCCCAGCAUGGAGCAGCCUACGGAUUACCCCCAAGCAUGCAGCGACCGACGUCGAAUCUGUAUCCUACUAUCCAAGCAGGAAUGGCAGAUAGCCAGGCUGGAGAAAGUUUCUAUACUGGAAAUGCGGCCUCGUCUGAACCAGCAUACGCUCGACCGCAAUCUACUUACGCAUACCCAACGCCCCAGCAGCAAGCCCUAACCUAUGGGCAAUUCGACAAGCGGGCUCCGGUAUCACAGUACGGCGCACCCUCGCAAGAGCAAUCAUAUCAGCAACCACAGCAGCCCUAUCCAAAUCUGUCAGCAUACAGUGGUGGGCCGAUCGCGCAACAGCAGCGACCAGCCAGUACGACCUAUCAACAACAGCAAGCUCCUAGUGAGGGUUCGCCUCAUAUGCAGCGCCGAGUCUCUUCUCAGCAAUACCCGUCUCAGCCGGCCACCCAAUAUGCGCCUUCGCAGCCUUCCGCUCCAGAUGAUGCAACCGCGUCGUACUACUACGGCGACCAAGCGCCAUUGCAACCCUCGGCGCCUCAGCAAGAGACUUACGCACCCACGCCCCUACUUCAACACCAGAAGCCAGCCUCUCCCCAACAAUCACCAUUAUCACCACCGCAAGUCUCUCAGCCGCUCCCAACACCACAAAAUCCUCCGUAUCCCUCCCAAGCCGCCCCAUCCACGUCCUACUGGCAACAGCCAGACACAGUAUCCGCACCGCAGCAACAAGGUCCAACGCAGACAUUUCAACAACAAACUCAACCGCAAGCUGCUCCAGCUCCAGCUCCAUCCCAGCCACCUGCCGCUCAAGCCCCGCCACAGCAACACCAGCAGCAACAAACUUACUGGCAGCCUCCCGCCCAACAGCAGCGUGCGCCGCCCGCACAAGCUGCGGUACAAUGGCAGCCACCGCCUUUUGCGACUGGUGGUUACGGUCCGGAGAGCUUCCCGGCGGCACCACAACAUCAGUUACCUGUCGCGCCGAAGGUAGAGGAGGCCUUAAUUGAGCUGUAGGUUUUAGUUGAUCGUUGAAUGAAUCUUUUGGGGAGCUAGUUUGCGUGCUUACAGGGGUCGGCGUCUUUAUUCUGUCUGGGGUAUGAAUCGUCUAUAACUGCACCACGGUUUGGUAGGUCGGUGGGUCGGUAGUCAAUCAUUGCUUGCGCUUGCAUUUGGUUGAGGCGUUCUGAUUCAAACGGGUCGGAGGGUGGGUAGUCUUUAUGCCUCCCAGGACGGUUUGUCGCAUUUUGCUGCUUUUCGAGGUGCCAGACUGGCCACGGGAGAGGAGGGGACGGGAAGACAGAGCGCAGCAUUAGGUAGAUUGAAUGGCCAGUCGUGGUUUGUAUAGACAGAGUGUGUAAGAGUCAAUUUUCGAAACCUCAUAACGAUGGUGAGCUGUUUCUGCCUGCUUUUUCGUUUCUUCGAUUGCCAGAGACAAAUCCAAAUAAACUUUUCCUAUGUCCCUCUCUCUCGGCCACCC